Dioszegia hungarica is the source of this 2478-nucleotide messenger RNA. RefSeq lists its product as uncharacterized. Gene Ontology annotation, molecular function: transcription cis-regulatory region binding; DNA-binding transcription factor activity, RNA polymerase II-specific; zinc ion binding. Gene Ontology annotation, cellular component: nucleus. The record is from RefSeq and is a predicted model, not a curated record. Gene Ontology annotation, biological process: regulation of DNA-templated transcription. NCBI's taxonomy places the organism in Eukaryota, Fungi, Basidiomycota, Tremellomycetes, Tremellales, Bulleribasidiaceae. The coding region runs from base 1 to 2478 and encodes 825 amino acids. The transcript is spliced from 6 exons.
AUGGAUCCCACGCCACCUUCCAAGCGCCGGCGGUCGAGCUCGCCUUCGGCCGCCGCCGCUCCCCGGCCAUCUGGCUCCCCCUCUCGACCACUCCUCCCCCCUCCCACACCGUCGGCGCAUGCUCAACCUGGACUAUAUCCUACGUUUGCACCGCCGCCACAAGGUGCCGCUGCUGGCCCAUCAUGGGCAGGCUGGCCGGCCGAGCGGGAUGCGGAAGCGGGGAGGGCGCGAGCAGAACAGAGGCGGUCAAUGGAUGCGAGGAGUCCAGUGAGCGACGUGGAGAGCACGAGGAUGGAGUUCAUUGACGAGGGGAGUGAAGGCGGGAUGCUGUUCGCCAGGCACGAUGGAAGCAGGGCACCGAGGAGUAUGAUGGCGUGUACAAGGUGUCGUCGGCAAAAGAUGAAAUGUGACGGACCAGGCAAUCUACCAUGUCGCGGCUGUCGGCAGUCCGGCCAGCCUUGCAUCUUCGAAGCUCGGUCCCGCCCAAAAUCCAUAUCCGCCUUACCCUCCCGCGCUCCGCCAUUUCAUCCCACAUCCAGCUCUCUCGCUCGGCCCGGCUCGCCUACCCCAGUGCCGCAGCCAGGUCCUUCCAUGUCGUCCGGCUUCUACCCUUCACAUUCUCAACCCGCACCGCCCGUCACUUCUCGCAAUCAUCCCCCACCUAGCGACUCGUACAUCAUGCGCUCAGCUCGCGAGCCUCUUCCACCCGCCCCUCCCUCCUCCCUCUCCGCCAUGGCGUCCUCAACCUACGUCGCACGAGGUCAUGCCUCAUCCGCCUCGACCAGCGCAAUCCCCACCGGUCCCGUUCCCCCGCAAUACUAUAACCAUCCUUCCCACAUGCCACCGGUCAUGGCUCGUCCAAUAUCACCGACCGAAUCCAGGUGGCGGAACGUCGAAGGCAGCUUGCGGUCACUGCAGGGCUUGCCUUCGACCGUGGGCGCGAUACAGUCCAGCUUGAAUUAUAUUCAACGCUCGACCGAGUCGGUCCUAUCUGUAGUCUCGGCUCGUCCGGCCACAGGUCAAUCAUCAGGACGGCAGGAGGUCCGCGCACGCGAAGCAGCCCCAGACAUAUCAGAUAUGGCAUGGAACAGCUAUCGCUCGAGUGCGUGGCCUCUGACACCCUGGCUCGUCGGUCUGCGCGAAGCGGGAGGUCUGCCGGGCCUCGUUGUUGCCUUCCUGGGCAAGCGGACGUUGAUGGAUCGCACGGAUCAGAGUAGGCAGGAUUGCGGAGACGCAACAGCGGCGGUGUAUGCGGAGAUCGCUAGGUUGAUGGUGGCGCGGCUGGACUGGACCAAGGAGGAGAUCAGGGCAUUGGGUGUCUUUGGGACUUGGCUCAAUGACACCUCGCUGUCGUGCUUUGCACUGGGUCAAGCCAGGAUGCAAGGCCUCGAUCGCAUCAUGAUGCCUCGCCGGUCUCAUGAUGACUGGAGAGAGUGGAUCUACCUCUCCUUGAUGGACAAGCUAUCACACGUCCCAGACUUCAUUAUGCCCCUCUCCAUCGACAUCCUCUCACAUGCCUGGCGUGAGCGGCUCAACACCACAACAUCCAUAGACCCCGCAGUCCGGGAUCGAGAUCUCAAGCUGCUCGCUUGGCUCGAGUACUCGGAGUACCUCGUCGAGAUCCUCAAGGCGCAACAGACGACGCGUUUGGUUGCCGCGAAUGAGGCCGCGGUGUCGCCGAGGAUGGAGGGAAGACCGUCCAGUACACGGCCGGAAUCAAGUGCCCAGCGAGCGACGGGGGAGGGAACUAGUAGUCAGAGCAGCAAGGCGAUGGAGUUGUGGAAAAGAUGGGGAGGGCAGUGGGAGAAUUGGGCGAUGGCUUGGAAUGUCAGGGCAGAUCCUAUUCUGUCCCUUCAUUACAACUAUGCUCUGCUGUUUACACUCUCGCCUGUCUUCUUGUGUAGUCCGAGUGUGUGGACAGAACUGGCCUCGAGCCAUGAGGGAUCGCAACAUCUGGACAGAACGAGAGAUGCCGCUUUCGCAGUCAUCAAGGCUAUCUGCUCGCCGGAAGUGUCACGUACCCUGCCCUUUUCAUUCGCCCUCUUCCGCCCCCUACUCGGCCUCGCCGUCCAUACCCUUGUCUCCCUACACAUCGCCCUGCCCAACUCACCCAUUAUCUCCCCCGCAUACCUCGUCUCCGUCCUCCGCUCGACACACGAGACUCUCUAUGCCGCGCACCCCCUCGAUGCCUUCUCGGCCCCAGCGGCCACUAUCGUCCGCUCGCCUGUGGCUACGACGACUGGCUUGGCAAGGCCGUCAUCUGUCCGUCCGAGCUCGAGGGCCAGUCGGAUCAGUACGGCUGACCGAGGGUCCACUGGAGGCACGACCGCGGGCGCGCCAAUGGGAGGGGGAAGUAUACCGGAAGAACCUGGAGAAGGGGGUUUGUUGAGAGAGAUGGUGGAGGGCGGGAUCGGAAGAGGGAGGGAUGUCUGGGGGCAAGAACCAGGAAGGGAGGUGUGGAGGCGGCUGGUGGGAUGA